GUCUGUGGUCCGUUCACCCAUCUACAGAGGUGCCAUGUCACAGUAAUAACCCCGCCUGCAGUGAACCGAAAGAAGACCUGCGGCUCCAUGACCACUGGAAAACCGGCUCUCAUGCCUUGUCCACAUGCAGCAAUGCUGCUAUCUUCCGACGAAUGAACACAAUGUUGGGCAACUCUCUGGACCUCACUGGGGUGUGCACUACACCUAAAAACCAUACAGGAAAGAGGGACCAAGAACUGUCAGACUUGUUAGAGAUGGACUGUGCUGCGAAAGGCAGUCCGAUGGGCUCCCGGAUGCUUUUCUCAACCUCCAGAGCCCUGGAGCAGGUCUCUCCCCUCCCAGGCGGCCUGUCUGACCUCACACAGCUGGGCCUGGGGCUACAGUCGCUCAACCUGGAUAGCUGGGAGCAUCCAUCCACCGCCACAGAGCCCCCAUCACACACCAGCUCCUCCAUGCUCGGCAUGCUGGGUAGCCCACUAAGCAAGCCUCCGGGCUUCCAUCCCCUAGAGCCUACAGGCAACACAGGGUUCUGUGGGCGGAGCCCCGGCGGGAACACCCGCAUUGAGAGGCGUUCCUUUCUCGACUCUCGCUCCAGUAGCCCAGCCGACUCGGAGACCAGCGGCUUCAGCUCUGGAUCAGACCACCUUUCUGAGCUGCUGUCUUCUCUGCGGAUCUCCCCGCCCUUCAUGAUGCCCCGGGUCCAACAGAGGGACCCCAACAGGCUGGGCAUAGCCAGUGGCCCGUCUACCUUGGACUUCCAGGACUCCUCUCCACUCAGCCCUGAUCUCCCCACCCUCCCGGGCCAGGGCCGCUGUGGGAUUCCCCUGGCCAAGUGCUGGCCCCAAGCUUCGGUGUGGCCCAGCUGGGACCUGCUGGAGGGCCACCAGAGGCCUUUCAGCAUCGAGAGAGAGGCUCGCCUGCACCGACAGGCUGCAGCGGUGAAUGACGCCACCUUCACAUGGAGUGGCCAGCUGCCUCCAAGGAACUACAAGAAUCCAGUGUACUCUUGCAAAGUGUUCCUGGGAGGCGUGCCCUGGGAUGUGACCGAAGCCAGCCUAGUCAACACAUUCAGUGUGUACGGCCCUCUGAGUGUUGAAUGGCCUGGUAAGGAUGGGAAGCACCCGCGCUGCCCGCCAAAAGGUAAUAUGCCCAAAGGCUAUGUGUACCUGGUGUUUGAGAAUGAACGGUCUGUACACGGGCUGCUACAGGCUUGCACCCAGGACCAGCUCCGGCAGGAAGACUACAGGGAGUACUACUACAAGAUGUCCAGCCGUAGGAUGCGCUCCAAGGAUGUGCAGGUAAUCCCGUGGAUGCUGGCCGACAGUAACUUUGUGCGCUGCCCGUCCCAGCGGCUGGUCCCAAGUAAGACGGUGUUUGUAGGCGCGCUGCACGGCAUGCUAAACGCAGAGGCCCUGGCCUUCAUCAUGAACAACCUCUUUGAGGGGGUCAUGUACUCUGGUAUCGACACAGACAAGCACAAGUACCCCAUAGGGUCAGGACGUGUGACCUUCAACAACCAGAGGAGCUACCUCAAGGCUGUGAGCGCCGCCUUUGUGGAGAUUAAGACUACAAAAUUCACCAAGAAGGUUCAGAUUGAUCCCUACCUGGAGGACUCCACGUGCCAAUUGUGUAACCGCCAGCCAGGGCCCUUCUUCUGCAGAGACCCGGCCUGCUUCAAGUACUACUGCCGCUCCUGCUGGCACUGGCAGCACACGAUGGAUGUGCUCCGCAGCCACAGGCCCCUCAUGAGGAACCAGAAAAGCCUGGACUGCAGCUAAGCUGCCUGGCAAACACUCCAGGGGUCUCCAGAAGCCCUCCACAUGAGCCCUGAGGCGUCAUGCAGGAUGGGGUGACCCCACAGGAUCCCCAGAGCUUGUUGUCCCCCCUCAACUGGGCCUGGGUACAUUAGGAAUAAUCACUAUUGCACUGCUCUUUUUGCUGUUUACUUGUUUUCACUAAUGGCACUUGAAGGGUUUGGGAGUCCUUGAGAUGACUUCUGUAAAUCAGGGCAGGGCAUUGAGGCCUCCAUAGGAAUGUAUAGUCCUCACCCUUGAUUUUUAGAGCUUUUUUUAAUCAUAUUUUUGUGAUGUUGUUUUGGGUGUGUGGUACCCACACUUUAUAUAUUUGAGGUCCCAUUGUCCUUCAGCGCAAAUGCCAGACUGUGCCUUUUGAUUAAUUUCAUCCAUCCCAUGUCACCUACCCUCCUUUUGAGGAAACAAUUUUUUUUUUCUUUAUCAAAUGUGAGUUUGGCAUUAAGUCAUCCAGUAGCAUACCUUGACAUUUUUAUGCAGGUUUUUUACCCAUUUUUACACACGGUUUUAAGUCCUAACAUGGUAACUUAAUAGAAUAUCUACUUGACUGCUUUUUAAUUUUUUCGCCCCAAUUUAUCCCUCACAACAGUUGUAUGGGGCUGUAGGUUUAUAUAACUUUUUUUCCUCUUUUCUACAAAUGAGGUGGUCAAAGCUUUGUUCUGCCUAGCUGUGACAGCGCUCCAGCAUUUUCUUGCCAUCCGUUCCUGGAUUCACAGCCAGGUUACCACUUACAAUCUGAUUCAAUGGUAAAUCACACUGAACAAACCCUGACCUUGAGACUGUCUGUUGUACAUAGUUUUAAAAAAGAUAUACUGUUGCACUUUUUUUUUUAUUUGCACUUGAAUAGGGUUGACUUUUUUGUUUUUAAUCACCUGUUUUUUGUUUUGUCUGUACUUCAGCAGGACAAGUGUUGUCAUUGGGAGUGUUUCUCUUAAAUGCCUGGUCCCUGUUGAAUGUAGAAGUAACUUUGCUAGUAUGUUGCGACCAAACCUGGCAUAUCUCCUCUUACCCUGUUCCUGCCCCUUUUGUCAUCUAAGGCUCUGUUCCAAAGAUCUAUUGUCGCCCUUUUCCUUUCGUCAUGUUUUUUGAGCUGCUUUUUAGGGUUUGAAAGUCUCUACCUCAUUGGUCUGCUGAUGUUACUGGAGUUACAUACAGAUAUGGAGGGUGUUCUGAUUGCACAAUAAAGGUGUUCAAGCAUUA
This is a messenger RNA of Esox lucius (northern pike), 3011 nucleotides long. It is a transcript of the gene cpeb1a, whose product is annotated as cytoplasmic polyadenylation element binding protein 1a. The coding region runs from base 153 to 1778 and encodes 541 amino acids. Gene Ontology annotation, molecular function: translation factor activity, RNA binding; ribosome binding; mRNA 3'-UTR binding. Lineage: Eukaryota; Metazoa; Chordata; Actinopteri; Esociformes; Esocidae. The record is from RefSeq and is a predicted model, not a curated record. Gene Ontology annotation, cellular component: nucleus; synapse; cytoplasm. Gene Ontology annotation, biological process: negative regulation of cytoplasmic translation. The transcript has 13 exons.